Nerophis lumbriciformis (worm pipefish) is the source of this 3969-nucleotide messenger RNA. Its product is annotated as actin-binding LIM protein 1-like. The record is from RefSeq and is a predicted model, not a curated record. Gene Ontology annotation, molecular function: actin filament binding. Gene Ontology annotation, biological process: lamellipodium assembly; cytoskeleton organization; cilium assembly. Gene Ontology annotation, cellular component: stress fiber; actin cytoskeleton. NCBI's taxonomy places the organism in Eukaryota, Metazoa, Chordata, Actinopteri, Syngnathiformes, Syngnathidae.
ACACCUACCUUAAUCUGCUUACAGGUUGUGCGCCGCUCGAUGGGCCACACACACACGGCGAGGGAGCCUUAAGAGCAACCUAAUACCUGACGGCUUCAUCAUCUCCAGAGUCCGUGCUUAUGGUUUCCCGCCUGGAGGGGCUGUGCAGCCUGGACUGUUUGGCUGAGCCCCUGGACGAGAUGUCAACCCGCCUCAACCUCAACAGCCUGGGCAGGAUUUGCGGCAACAGCCGCGGCAGCGACAUGGUGAUUGUGGACCGGGUCAAGAGGAAGAACUCGGUCAGGCGCAUGUCGAUCAUCGAGGAUGGACAAAUAGCCGAGAUUCUCUACCUGAUCCCCAAGAACUGCAUGAUGGAGCAGCUGCCUUUUCUAAACCCUAACGACUAUGUUCUGUGUGAGAAGCUGGCGGCCAUACCUGCGGAUGUGUCAGUGCUUCACACCCGGAGCGAUCGUCAGCCUCAUACCCCUGCAGUCAAGAAGGUCAUCAGAUGCAUGAAAUGUGGGGAGGUCUGCAAAGGGGAGGUGCUGAGAGUCCAGUCAAGUCACUUCCACAUCAGAUGCUUCACCUGCAAGGUGUGUGGCUGCGACUUGGCGCGUUCCGGCUUCUUCUUGAAGAACGGAGACUCUCUCUGUCCGCUGGACUACCAGAGACUUCAUGGCACCCUCUGCAACAGCUGCGGGGGAUUUGUGGAGGGAGAGGUGGUUUCCGUCUUGGGCAAGACGUACCACCCCGCUUGCUUUGUGUGCACCAUUUGCAAGAAACCAUUUCCGGCUGGUGAUUGUGUCACCUUCAGUGGGAAAGAUUGCAUCUGCCAACGGUGUGUUAGCCCUUUGUCUCCUCCCCCUACUGGUAUCAGAUAUUCUAACAACUGUAACGGCUGCGGCCGAGACAUCAAGAACGGCCAGGCUUUGUUGGCGUUGGGGAGCCAGUGGCACCUUGGCUGCUUCAAGUGCAACAUCUGCCAAAGAAUGCUCAGUGGAGAAUACAUCAGCAAGGAUGGUGUCCCAUAUUGUGAGAGAGACUACCAGCUUCAGUUCGGCGUACAAUGUGAAGCGUGUCAGAAGUUUAUAACGGGCAAAGUCCUGGAGGCAGGGGACAAACACUAUCACCCGGAAUGUGCAAGAUGCAGCCGAUGUGAUAAAACGUUCACAGAGGGAGAAGAACUGUAUCUGCAAGGAUCAACAGUGUGGCACCCACACUGCAGAGAAAGAAGCAGAAACAAUGACAAUUACAGGUCAACUCUAUCGUCAUCUGAAAGCUCCUGCUCCAGACCAGAGUCCUGUAUACCUGGAAGCCCCAGUCGCAACACAUGUGCUAAAGUAGAUGAUGAGAUCAUUGAUUACCGAGACUUAGCAGCAAUUCCCAGAGUCAAGGCUAUUUAUGACAUAGAGCAUCCUGAUAUGAUGUCCUAUAAGAGUGACGUCCUCAGCUCGGACUGCAAAGGCACCACACAGCCUCAGGACAGACAGAGUUCUGCACAGUCUCCAGCAAAUGUAUCAGAGACCACAGAGGAGAGCUUUGAGAUGAGAAAAAGCAUUCCCAAGUCGGCAAGUCACGGAUCAUUCGGUGUUCAGUCGUACAGUCAUCACAGCUACACGCCCACCAGAUCCCCUCAGCACUUCCACCGGCCCGGCCCUUUAUUUUCUGUCAACGACACCUUGCUCUCCCUCUCUUCCCAUCACCCUGACAACAAAGAUCAAGGUUUCAACAUGUACAAAAGGCCUCCAAUUUACAAACAGCAAGAUCCAAAUUCCUCCCAUACAUCCUCUUUGCCUGGAUAUGGCUGCAAUGGCCUCAAUCCGCAACAAUCAGCAAGCAGCGGUGACACGUUUAGGGAUUUCAAGCUGCUCCAUGAGAGCCCACAUCCAUUUGCACGAAUAGACAGAGGAGUGUCAUUACCUAACUUGCUGGAGCCAAAAGUGUACCCAUAUGAGAUGCUCACGGUUACCAGCAGGGGGCGUGUGAAGCUUCCAAGAGAGGUUGACAGAACAAGACUUGAGCGUCACCUAUCUCCUGAUUCCUUCUUUGAAAUCUUUGGCAUGGCGAAACAACAAUUUGACAGACUUCCACUUUGGAAACGUAACGACAUGAAGAAAAAAGCCAAUCUUUUCUAAAUGCAUGUUUUAUGAAUUGUUAUUUCCUAUAUUUAUUUAUUUGCACUUGGAUCACAAAUUAUUCAUAUCUUUUUUUUGCCUAAAAAUUAUUUAUUACAAUGAUUACAGGCCGUUUUAAUUAUGGUGAACAUCUCGACUGUCUAUUUUGGGGAUUAGCAAAUUAGUAUUUUCCUUUCCAGUCGUCCCUCGCCACAUCGCGCUUCAAAUAUUGCGGCUUCACAACGUCGCAGAUCUUUUGGGGGAUAUUUAAAAAUAUUUUUUAGUACAAGUACAAAACUCAAAACCAAUUCGUAAAUAAAAACAGAAUACAAUGAUUUGCAAAUCCUUUUCAAUUUUUAUUCAAUUGAAUAGAUUGCAAAGACAAGAUGUAUAAUGUUCGAACUGAGAAACUUAAUUUUUUUUUGCAAAUAAUCAUUAACUUAGAAUUUAAUGGCAGCAAAACAUUUGUUCAUAUUAUGAACCGUAAAUGGUGAAAUCCCUAAAUUCCUUGCAAUAGCUCGUUGAGAAAUGUUGUACUUAAACUGUUGGACAAUUUGCUCACGCAUUUGUUCACAAAGUGGUGACCCUCGCCCCGUCCUUGUUUUUUGAAUGACUGAGCAUUUCAUGGAAGCUGCUUUUAUACCCAAUCAUGGCACCCACCUGCUCCCAAUUAGCCUGUUCACCUGUGGGAUGUUCCAAAUUAGUGUUGAGCAUUCCUCAACUUUCUCAGUCUUUUUUGCCACUUGUGCCAGCUUUUUUGAAACAUGCUGCAGACAUCAAAUUCCAAAUGAGCUAAUAUUGGCAAAAAAUAAAGUUUUCCAGUUCGAACGUUAAGUAUCUUGUCUUCGCAGUCUAUUCAAUUGAAUAUAGGUUGAAAAGGAUUUGCAAAUCAUUGUAUUCUGUUUUUAUUUACCAUUUACACAAAGUGCCAACUUCACUGGUUUUGGGUUUUGUAUAUUCAAAAAUGUUAAUCAUAAAUUAAGCAUUUUCAAGCUUAAAAAUGGCUAAAUAAACUAAUAAUGUCAAUAUAACAAUAUAAUUGACCACGAGAGGAAACCAAACCAAUCAGAGCGUGCUGUUCAGUAUCGUGGGCACUGAUUGGCUCAGCCUCAGACAGCAUUACUAUAUUGGAAUUAAAGUGUCUAAAAGGUGUCAUUUCAUGUAAAAACCAAAAACAAAGCAUAUUUAGAAGGUUAUAAACAGGUUUGAUUUAUAAUUAUAUUAUUUCUAGCGGUCAUGUCGGGAACCAAUUAACAGCGAUAAAUGAGGGACAACUAUAAAUUGCAGCAUAUAUUCAGUUAAUUCUGGAUAAUUAAGCUCAGUGCUGUUCAUGCACAUUUACUUUACUCUAAUUUGCAGAAAUACAUGUCAGAAAACACACAGUAAAACACAGCAAGUGCUCGAAAUGGUGCUAUGUUUUAAUCUUACUGAUGAGGGCGCCAGAGCGACAGAAACAUUAGAAACGUUUAUGCAAACUCGCUUUAGUGCACGAGGAUUCCAAGGCUUAAAUUAUCUGAGCUAAAAGCUGACUCAUAGAAAUGUUUUGUGCAUGGAAUGUUAUGUUAAAGCAAUCUGGGAGAUCUCAAAGUCUCCAUCUCCAAUGGCACAUUUGUACUUGCCUUCACAAAAGUUCAAAGCAAAGACUAAAGUAGGGUUUUUCAGUUGGCUUUUCUAAAACUGUUUUAAAGGUAUGUGACUACAUGUGAACACAUGAUGGCCACUAUAUUUGGACUCAGGACAUUGUGUCAGCUAUUAUGAUGAUAAUUUAUCAUGUACCAUAUUAGUAGCAUAGCAGGUAUAAAAAUAGGCAAGACUAAUUACCUCGGUUUCACAAUAACUUCACGCGCCAUUAAUAAAAAGGGCUGAUAUGUGUGUA